AUGGGUGGUUUAUCGUAUCAUAAAUAUCGAAAAGAACUUCGUGCUACGCUAACUUCAGUACGUGCAAUAGCUAUAACAGUGGAUAUAUGGACUAAAAAGCAAACUUCAUUUAUUUGUUUAACUGGACAUGCCUUCAACAAGAAAUACGAAUCUAUACCAAUUGUACUAGGUUUUCGACGACUAUCUGGAGCUCAUCGAGCAAACAACCUAAAAAAUUAUAUCAUUUAUGAAAUGCAACAAUUAGAUAUUGAAGAAAAAGCAUGCGCAAUAGUUAGUGACAACGGAAGUGACAUCAAAAAAGCGAUUAAUGAUAUAAAACCUGGUGAACGAUUUUCGUGUUUUGCACACGACAUUAAUCUUGUAGUGAAAAAUGGAUUGAAAAUAUGGGAGCCUAUAGAAAAGAAAAAACAAAUAACACAAACAACAACAGCAACAACAACAACAAAUGCAUCUAUCUAUAAUUAUGAUAGUGAUGAUGAGAAUAUGUCAGAACCAGAUCGAGCAGAUAUUCCAGAAGAACUUGAAGAUGAUACAAUUGAUGAAAAGGCAGAAAACGAUGAAAGUGGUGAUGAUGGCGAAGAAGAGGAGAAUUCAACAGGUAGUGAUAAUGAAUCUGGUAAUGGAAGUGAUGACGAUGUUAGUGAAUAUGAAGAUAUUAUUGAUAUUGAAAGUGAAGAUGAUGAUGAAGAUGAUUACCAAUUUACUAAUCAGAAGGAACAACCAUUAAUUCAACCGUACCAAACUCAACUCUUGAUUUAUCGAUUAAUCCAUCGAGUGCGAGCUUGUGUCAUAAAUGUCCGUAGUACGCGAGCUAUUUGUGAUUACGUAAAAACUCAAGGAAAAUCGAAUGAACCACCAAUUAAAGCUGGACUUGCAACCGAUUUCGAAAUAAGGUGGAAUACCACGUUUAUCAUGAUUGAUCGAUUUAGUAAUCAUCGUUUCAUUAUUGACAAUAUCAAUAGCCAACCGUUCAAAGUUCCUGAUAUUAAUUCCGCUCAACGAAUGAAACUUGCAUCAAAAAAAUUCGAAUUUACAAAUGACGAUUGGUCUCGUUUAAAAGAUUUACAAACCGUAUUAAAACCGUUUUUCAAAGCAACAAAAGCUAUUUCAGCCAAAAACUACCCCACGUUAGCUGCAGCAUAUUCAAUAAAAUACGCCUUGCGGUAUUUUCUAUUUAAUGAAACAUCUGCAAAUGAAUCAUUAUGGCUUAAAUCUUUGAAACUUUGUCUUCGUCGAACAUUAGAAUUAUACUUCGACGAAAAAAUGGAAAUGCACCAGAAAAAUACCAGUUUGGUAGCUGCAUUUUUGGAACCAAACGAAUACUGCAGACUUCGUCAACGCCCGAUCGAGUUACAAGCGGCUAUAGUAUUGCUAAAGAUUGAAAUGCAGAAGGAAACUCUACGAAUAACUCAAAAUAACGUUGUCGUCCAAUCAAAUGUUACAAAUAGCCGUUCGAGAUCCAUUAAUACAAAUUCAACUGAUGCGAAACAAAACAAUAUUGACUCUCUUUUUAGUCUCUGUGGUAUUAGUUCAUCAUCGGAUCAAACACUACCAGGAAAAAAAGUGUGGUCGAUAGAUGAAGAAAUAGGAUUUUAUAUGUCCUCGAUUAACAUUAGUAAAAAAAUCAAAUUUUCUCAUUAUUGGAGUGAUUAUGAGCAUAGACUACCACUAAUGAGUGGUGUGGUUCGUCGUGUCAGCAUCAUUCCUGCGUCGUCAGUACCUUGCGAAUCAACUUUCAGCAUUGCUGGAUACAUUCGACGCAAGGAACGAUGCUCAUUGUCAGCAAAUGCUAUACGAUACUCACUUGUUCUGAAGGACAGUCAUAAACUAGAAUUACUUCGUUAA
Messenger RNA from Rotaria socialis, 1845 nucleotides. The record is from the annotation of a GenBank genome assembly. NCBI's taxonomy places the organism in Eukaryota, Metazoa, Rotifera, Eurotatoria, Philodinida, Philodinidae.